Molecule: messenger RNA, 4621 nt
Organism: Phyllopteryx taeniolatus (common seadragon)
Lineage: Eukaryota; Metazoa; Chordata; Actinopteri; Syngnathiformes; Syngnathidae
Gene: pak4
Product: p21 protein (Cdc42/Rac)-activated kinase 4
Exons: 11
Coding region: 197-2137 (646 amino acids)
Biological process (GO): intracellular signal transduction; regulation of MAPK cascade; protein phosphorylation
Cellular component (GO): cytoplasm
Molecular function (GO): protein serine/threonine kinase activity; ATP binding
Source: RefSeq, a predicted model, not a curated record
CCGGAUGUAGUCCCCCCACCCCCUCCUGACGCUUCCAACAUGGCGUCGGCAAAGUGAGACUUUGGGCUAAUAGUUUGUUCUCAGCUCUGGUAAAAGUCAUCCCGGGGCUCUUUUGCGCUCUUUGCGGCGCCACGGACGGUUCACCGGGGAUCUUACGUGCUCUGAUGCUCGGCUGUUUGCCGCCACGGCCGCCGCCAUGUUCACCAAGAAGAAGAAGUCGCGCAUCCAGAUCUCGGCGCCGUCCAACUUUGAGCACCGCGUGCACACCGACUUUGACGAGCAGGAACAGAAGUUCGUGGGCCUGCCGCGCCAAUGGCAGUCGCUCAUCGAGGACACGGCCAAGAGGCCCAAGCCCUUCAUCGACGCCACCGUCAUCACCACCGUGGACCCGCACAAGACAAUCGUGCGCGGCAACAAGCUGGGGGUGGACGGCUCUCUGACUUGGCUUCUGGACGAGUUUGACAACAUGUCGGUGACUCGCUCAAACUCGUUGCGACGGGGCAGCCCCCCUGUGCAGCCUCGCCAGGAGAAUGGAGACCCCCACCAGCAGCAGCCCUCGCAGUCAGACAGAGAACGCCCCAGGCCGGACCCCCAGGGCGUAGGUGACCCCCGGCACGGUCAGCACGCCCUCCGCGGCUCUCAGCGAGGCGACGGGGUCCUCGCUCGGCCUCAGCAGCGACCCCGAGGCCAAGAGCCAGGCCGGGGCCACAGAGACAGACCGGGUUCUGGUCCCCCGCCGCCACCCCCUCACAGAGACAGAGAGCAUCGGGACCAGAACCAGGAUCAGCUGGUCCGCCGCGACCCGCAUGGUGAGCACAGGCCAAAGUCCAGCUACCGGGUGCGGGAUGGCAGCCCCCAGUCCCCCCGAGAAAAGAGGCCUCUCUCCGGGCCCAACAUCCGCACCCCACAUCUGCCGGUGACCGACGGGGUGAUGAAGACGGCACAGCAGACGACGCGGCCGUUCAACACGUAUCCUCGGGCGGAGAGCGACGGGGGACGCAGCCCCACUGGGCCGCCGGUGCAUCCCCACGAGUCAUCCCCUCAAAAUGGCCCCUCCAUCCCCCGGCGAGGCUCUUCCGGCUCCAAGCCCCCCGUCGGCCACCCUCACCACAGCUCGUCGCAUCCCAACGUGACGCCCGAGGCCGGCCAGCAACCGCACACCCCUCACCCCAACGUGCCGGCACCGCGGCCGCCCGCCCCCUCCGGCCUGCCGCCGCCCCCCGAGGCCCGCUCCCCGCAGAGGGAGCCGCAGAGGGUGUCCCACGAGCAGUUCCGGACGGCUCUGCAGAUGGUGGUGGAUCCCGGUGACCCGCGCACCUACUUGGACCACUACAUCAAGAUCGGAGAGGGCUCCACGGGCAUCGUGUGCAUCGCCACCGUCAAGACGACGGGAAAACUGGUUGCGGUGAAAAAGAUGGACCUGAGGAAGCAACAGCGCAGAGAGCUUCUUUUCAAUGAGGUGGUGAUCAUGCGUGACUAUCACCACGAGAACGUGGUGGAGAUGUACAACAGCUACCUGGUGGGCGACGAGCUCUGGGUGGUCAUGGAGUUCCUGGAGGGCGGCGCCCUCACGGACAUCGUGACACACACUCGGAUGAACGAGGAGCAGAUCGCCACCGUGUGUCUGUCCGUCCUGAAGGCCUUGUCGGUGCUGCACACGCAGGGCGUCAUCCACCGCGACAUCAAGAGCGACUCCAUCCUGCUCACCCACGACGGCAGGGUGAAGCUGUCCGACUUCGGUUUCUGCGCUCAGGUGUCGAAGGAAGUGCAGCGCAGGAAGUCUCUGGUGGGCACGCCGUACUGGAUGGCGCCCGAGCUCAUAUCGCGACUUCCCUACGGACCCGAGGUAGACAUCUGGUCCCUGGGCAUCAUGGUCAUCGAGAUGGUGGACGGGGAGCCGCCGUACUUCAACGAGCCGCCGCUCAAGGCCAUGAAGAUGAUCCGAGACAACCUACCACCCAAACUCAAGAACCUGCACAAGGUGUCCCCGGUGCUGAAGGGCUUCCUGGACCGCAUGUUGGUGCGCGACCCGUCUCAGCGCGCCUCCGCCGGGGAGCUGCUAAAGCACAGCUUCCUGAGCAAGGCCGGACCACCGUCCUGCAUCGUGCCCCUCAUGAGGCACAACCGUGUCAGAUGAGGACUACUUGUACAGUUUGGCCUUUUCUACUGUUGGGGGGGGGGGGGGGGGGGUGCAUGGUUGCUUGUUUGUUCUUCCCUGGAUACAAAGCAAUAAUUUUGGCUGAGUUUGUGUGUGUGUGUGUGCGUGCGUGCGUGCGUGUGUGUGUGUGUUCACGACUCAAGCACGAGUCUUACUGUUAAUGGAAAGAACACGUACUGUAACCUGCCUAACCUGGAACUUUUAUUAUUAUUUGGACCCGGCUUGGAUUUUAAGAGCGGACGGGAGAGCCUUGGCCUUGUCUCGGUCCCGGUUUCUGUCCCGCCGGGACUUUUGACUACUGAGCGACGCGCGCCAGCGGGAGAACGAGCAAAACAUGAAGUCAAAGGUAAACACUGGAGUUGAUAUUGUUGCUUUUCUGUAUGGGAAUAUGAGUGUCACUGUCAUGUGGUCCUGAUUUGAUUUUAAUGUUUAUGAUGAUUUUGGUAUGAUGAUGAUGAUGAUUUUUUUCAAGCACUGUCAACACUAGAAGCUGCACACACACGUACACACUUAUACACACACAAGCCACAACAUGACUGCAAUGUAUUGAAUUAGACACAAAAACAAACAAGUCUUUCAAACAUAUACUGUACAACCACUUAUACACACACACACACACACACACUGGUUGUCAUGUGGCUGCUAGGUGUACAUACAUACUAUUUUUUUAAUUAACUUUUUAGAUCACACGAAUUUUGUACAAAAAAAGAGAAUAGAUGAGGCUGAUAUUUGAUCUAGCGAUGAUGAGUUGUGAUAUCUUUCCAAACGGUGCUUCCUUUUCCCUUCGCUGACGUGAACAACAAACGUGAUUUUAUACCAAACAAAAGCAAGCAUGGGUUUGGCGCGUAGCACAGAACAUACGUGUUGUUAUUUUUAUACAUGGACUUGUGCUUCUCAUGUAGCAGAACGAGCUGGUACGUCCUGGUUUACCUCCCAAGCAGCAGGGGGCAGCGUGCCCACCUAUCCUUUCUUUGUUUCUUUUUCUUGGCUGGAACGGAAUGUUGGUUCACUUUUAGAUUUUAGCUCCGAAACACUAACCAAUCAGCGAGUCGGGAAUUACGUUGUUUUUGUUUGUUUGUUGACUCGCGACUGAAGCGACAAUCAGGUUUACUUGAAAUUGGUAACCCCCCCAAAAAUGAAGAAGACACUAAGCUAUCUACUCAAAUUCAAUUAAUCAAAUUGUAUUUCAGUUCAGCAAACAUUGACAAAAAAAAAUCCUUGGUGGAGGUAAUGUUACAACCUACGUUCUAUUCAGGCUAAUGUGUUGCAAAAAAAAGGCUCGCUAACUCUAGUUACUACAGCUAGCAAACUUUACAUCAGGACGUUUUGGACUGUAGUUGUGAACGUACAAAAACAUUGAAAACGCCAAAAUGGUGUCCAAUAAGUAAGACGUAACUACAUUGUGCUCUAUGCUGGCCUGCUAACAUGUCCCAGAAAGAGGCUAGCUAACACUGACUACUACAACUAGCUAGUUUAUGCGAUUUUAGGCCAUUCUUGUUUGCCAGUGUUCCUCAUGCUUUGAAAACAUUUUCUCAUAUUUUUGAGUGACAAAAUGGUGUCCGUAAAGUAGGACAUCGGCGAAAGUAACUAGGCUAGCUAACACUUAGUGACUGCAACUAGCUAGUUUUACGCCACAAGACCUACGAUACUAUGUGUACGAUAACAUUCCUCGCACGUUGAAAAUGUUUUCUCGUGUUUUGUGCAACAAGAUGUCGUCGAAGUAGAACAUAGUUACAUGCUGACAUGCUAACUUGUCACAGAGUAAAGGCUUGCUAACAUUGGCGACUAGCUAGUUUUACAACAUUUUAGACCGUGCUCAUUUAUGACAUAAUUUCCCGCACGUUGAAAACGUUUUCUUGUGAUUUUGAGCCACAAACUGACAUGGCUGUGUCGGAGAACGUGACUAGGUUAGUAGCUAACACUGGCAACUAGAACUAGUGAGUUUUAUGUAAUGUCCCACGACACUAAGACAUGCGUCAACAUUCCUUGCACGUUUAAAUGUUUUUCGUUUUUGUGUAACAAGAUGGCGUCUAAGAAGUAGAAAGAACAUGGCUACAUCGGAGAAAGUGACCAAGCUAGCUAGAACUAGCUAGUUUUACGUCAUGUCCUACGACACGUACGACAACAUUCAAAGCACAAUGGAAAUGAUUUCCUUGUUUUUGAGCAACAAUCACUUCCCAGUGCGAAUUGUCUUUCAUAAAUAUUCCCCGUGGAUCUUGUUCCCGAAUGUUUUCUUCCGUUGCCAGUGUCGCAACGGUGUUGCUGUUGGGGGUUUGAGUGCCUUCCUUGCCUAGCGUGGACGCUCUGACGUCAUCGCUGGCCAAAUGAUGGGUCAUCCUGGUUAAUCCUGUGUAAAUAGAAAUCGAGAUGAACUGUUCCACUUUUCUAGUUGAUGAUGUCAUCAGCGUCUGUCUGUGUUGUCACUGGGAUUGGCGAGAAAAUAAAAACACUUCGCUUUGAAAA